This is a messenger RNA of Oryzias latipes (Japanese medaka), 2154 nucleotides long. It is a transcript of the gene ada2b, whose product is annotated as adenosine deaminase 2b. Lineage: Eukaryota; Metazoa; Chordata; Actinopteri; Beloniformes; Adrianichthyidae. Gene Ontology annotation, biological process: adenosine catabolic process; inosine biosynthetic process. The record is from RefSeq and is a predicted model, not a curated record. Gene Ontology annotation, molecular function: adenosine deaminase activity.
AAAUCCUAUCAUUCCAGGAAAUAUGUGUGUGUAUAUGAGGUUAACAGAUGUAACGAUGCAUAUUUGUUGGGUUUUUGUUUUGCUUGUCUUGCUGAAAAUGUGUAAAAAAAUAAAAUAAAAGUAUACGUCGUUAGUGUCUGGUCUGCUCUUUCUGUCCCACCCUGUCCAUUCAUGCUUCAUUCAUUAGUUUAUCACAUGGUAUUAGUCAGACAAAAAUGCCCCAAUUAUCCAGUGGCUCUGAGUAUUUUGCUGACAUGCUAAACCUUCUGAGGGAAGCGGAGGAGCUCAGGCGCAGGGCGGACGCUGCUUCUUCGUAGCUAAGAGAACAUUUCCUGCUCUUGAGGAUUGACAUGUUCUAGAGGAAAUCCAGCACCUUCUCUGCGGGACACAAGGACAUGGUGAUCUCACUCUGCCUGGUUCUGGUUACAUACGUCCCCCUUCUGUGGUUUGUGAGGGAGAUCGACGGGAUGCCCGACCCUGCUCGCAGGGACCUGCUGAUGCGCCAGGAGGCGUCCAGACAGACCGGAGGACUGCUGAUGCUCACGGCUGCCGAGCAGAGGCUGGACGCUCGCCUCCAUCUGUUGAAAGAGCAGGAGAUGUCUGCCGCACUCUUCCCGCCUGCUCUCCACUUUUUUAAAUCAAAGCCGCUCAUUCGGCAGAGUGCUGUGUUCAAGCUGCUGCAGAAGAUGCCAAAAGGCGCAGCCCUCCACAUCCAUGGAUCUUCCCUGGUUGGGGUCGAGUGGCUCAUAAGAAACGUCACCUACAGACCUCACUGUUACAUCUGUUUCACCUGGGACAACUCGGUCCGGUUCGCCUUCUCGGCCCGCCAGCCCUUUCCCCGGUGGGACUGCUUCUACUGGCAGCUUCUGGAGACGCUGAGAUCCAGAAUAGGAGACAACGCAGGGUUUGAUAACAGUUUAAUUGAGCACCUCACGUUGAUUACCGAUGAUCCAGAUGGGGACUAUCCGAACCAGGAUGUCGUGUGGGAGAAGUUUGAGAAAGCCUUCAUCGCUGCUGCAGGACUCAUCACCCACGCUCCUGUACUAAGGGACUACUUCUAUCAGGGCUUAAAAGAGCUUCACGACGACAACGUCAUGUAUGCAGAGCUGCGGAGCGGCUUGUCCAGGACAUAUGAGCUGGAUGGAACCAUUCACGACAAGAUCUGGUUUCUGAACAUGUUUCAAGAAGUUACGCAGAAAUUCAUCAAAGAUUAUCCAGACUUCCUUGGGGCUCGCAUCAUCAUUUCUGUGCACAGAGCUCGGAGUCUAUCUGAGGUGAAAGCAGCUGUUCAGGAGGCCAUCCAGCUGAAGAAGGAGUUCCCAGACAUAGUUGCAGGAUUUGACAUGGUUGGCAGGGAGAACACUGGAAAGACUCUUUGGUACUUCAGGGAAGCUCUUUCUCUUCCGAAUGAGCUGGGGGAAGAACUGCCGUUCUUCUUUCAUGCUGGAGAGACAGAUGAUGAAGGGACUGAAGUGGACCAAAAUAUUCUUGAUGCUAUUCUGUUCAACACCAGCCGCAUUGGACAUGGCUACGCUUUGGCGCACCACCCUCUUGCCAAAGAGCUCUCCAGGAAACGCAACAUCGCAGUGGAGCUGUGUCCCAUCUCAAAUCAGGUGUUGAAGCUGGUAUCUGAUCUGAGGAAUCACCCCGCGGCGGUGCUGAUGUCAGAGGGCCAUCCAAUGGUCAUCAGCUCGGAUGAUCCAUCUCUGUUUGGCACCACAGGUCUCUCCUACGACUUUUAUGAAGCCUUUGUGGGCAUCGGAGGACUGAAGGCAAACCUGGGCACUCUGAAAGAGCUGGCUGUGAACUCCAUCAGGUUCAGCUCCAUGCCGCCUCAUUUGAAGGACGCAGGUCUCGCCGUAUGGCAGAACAAAUGGGACGACUUCGUGUCAGAUCAUUCGUGACUGGCAAACCACAAAGAAUCCUGUUCCACUUGAAUGAUGUUCGUACUGACAGCUAAGGCAAACCCUAUCGAAUCUUUCAGUAAAAUAAACUCACACAAGUAAAGAAAAGUCUGAAAUUUGGUACGUUGGAGAUUCAGAAUUUAACUUCUGAGUGGAUUUUAUGCUUUGAUAUCGAUUAUUUGUCAACUGACUUUUUUAUACCAAAAAAACGUAUAUAAAUGAUCACAAUAAAACCUUAUUUCUAGGACAA